AGUAGUUUCUGAAGGGUUUCAUCUUGGAAAAAUCGAAAAUUUUGUAAAAUCUCCGACAUGAAACACGUAAACAUGGUGUAGACGUAAUUUUUAUAUACCUAAAGUGCGUUAUUCGGCGAAAAUGACACCUUAAACGCAUCGACUGCAUUCUUUAACAUGUAUUUGAUAUUUAGGUCUUGACAGCUAAUAAACCAAAUACAGAAACAAAGCGAUUAUUUUGUGUUUUGUGUAAUUUGUACAGCUUUGAUAAUGUUUUCGAAGACGCAAACAAGUAAGGAUACGUUUCUGGAGCAGACCAAAGCAGCCCGAGAGGAGCGAGCGCUGGAAAAGAAGAGGGAACAGUCUGCUGUUAAAAUACAGGCUCUCGUCAGAGGAUGGCUUGCACGUCAGAGAUUCAUUGCACGAAUUUUGAAUGAAUUUGACCAAAUUCUCCCAGAAGCAGUAACUCACAGUUCUCAAGAUGAAACGCCGCCGACUUUGGACCUGUUGCCAGCUCUGGAAGUGUACCGCGUCACAUGUAGAUUAUUUUUGAUAUUCAAACAACAACGAGACAGGAAAAGAUUUGAGAAACUCUGCAAGUACAUCGUGCAAAGUCUGCACUCUGAUUCAGUGAAGCUUUCAUAUGUUGGGGUGUUUCUAAAUAAAGAAUACAGUCUACGAUGGAUAGCCCAUAUAAAGGAUCUUCUUUACAAAUGCUGCAUAUAUCUGGAAGAGCUGAAGCCAGAGUCUCCGCUAGACAUGCAGAGUAUACUAAUCUUCCUACACACACUUGUUGCCUUCACUGCAACAAACACUUGGGCCAUUACUCGGCUCAGAAACUUCGAGAAACUCCGUGGAGGCAUGACACAGCUGUGUGCAAAUGUUAUGGGUUCAUUGUUCCAUAAAGGCUAUUAUUUAACUUUGAAGUCACUACUUCUUCGUGGACUGUGUCGAGAAAAAGUGUCACUUAAAAAUGUUGCACUGACUGCUAUAGUGACACUGUCUUUGCGGCCACUCAUCUCAGCUCAGUUCUCGGAAAAACUGCUGACCAUGUACAUCAUCCAAAUCCUAUCAGUGCCUACACUUGUUUUCCAUAUGCAGCAGAUAUCCCCAGAGUCCAUGGCGGUAUUCCGCACGCACGGCAUGUUCGACAAGUGCGUAGACUUCCUGAGUGCAGACCAAAACAUGCGCAUCGUGUUCAACACGCUAGAGGGCAACUACGCCUUAUGUCUGCUAGCUAACCUCGUGCAGCUGGCCCAUUGCGAGCGGGAGCACGCGUUACCCGACACCUACUACCCUACCUUCGUGCUGGUAGUGACGCGGUUCCUCGACUCGUGCCAGCAAUACGUGGUCUGCAAGAAAGGCAACCUCAGCAACUGGCACCCGGUAUUGGGCUGGUUUUCGCAAAGUUUCGACGCGUAUCUGCCGCAAGCGAUGGGGAACCUGCGGACACAACUAUCUCUCUUAUGGGGAGCUCCGAUGCUGAAGAAGAUACUGGCGCAGCCGCUGAAGCUGGUACUGGGCUGGUUCUCACAAAGUUUCGACGCGUAUCUGCCACAAGCAAUGGGAAACUUGCGGACACAGCUAUCGCUGUUUUUCGACGCGUAUCUGCCGCAAGCGAUGGGCAACCUGCGGACACAACUAUCUCUCUUAUGGGGAGCUCCGAUGCUGAAGAAGAUACUGGCGCAGCCGCUGAAGGAGAUGCUAGACGCUGGUGUAACAGGCGAGGAAGGUGCAGGUCCCUCACAACCCUCAACUCCAGUGCAGAGCAAUAACCCCGCCGCUAUUAUCCGACGCGCCAUAGAGGCUAGGACUAACAGGGCCAGCUCGAACAAGAACUACAGAAAGCUGGGGUCCCCAGACUGCACUAAAGCGGCGCUUAUCUGCUCCAUGUACCACACCGCGCUGCAGACCAUGAAGCAAGUUCGGCUCGAUAUACUCACCGGCUUAUGCAACCAAGACGAGAUACUCUACUCGCUAUGGCAGUUCCUUUGCACCCUGGGCCCUACCUGCGGGUUAAAAUCUUUCCUGGACCUCCUGGCCGUCAACACCAAGACGUCUGCACCCGAGUUCCAGAUGCUGAUACUAUUCACGGAUUGCAUGACGCACUACGUCACGAUCCUGGACGACAUGGAGAUGUACGAGCAGCAGGAGCCGUUCAAGCUGCAGGACUUCGUCAACAUGUCGCACUUCCUCAACAUGUUCGUCUACAAGUCCAUUAUGGGCCAGCUGUUUGAUCUCAAGACCAUCCAAAGUAACGAGCUGUUCAGCUGUGUUCACACAUUACUCCUGGUGCUAUACCGGCGCGAUUGCCGGCGCGCCUACACGCCGCCGCAGCACUGGCUGGUCCGAGACAUCCGCGACUCGCAGUUCAUGGCCGACCUGGACAAGGGCAAGAAGCCGCAGCAGGUGUUGGUGCAAAAAACUCCACACAUGAUCGCUCAUGGAGAAAGAGUCAGACUUUUCAGGCGUGCCGUGGCCGAUGAAAAGGUGGUGCUAGGCCUAACGGAGCGAGCUUGCGGCGGGCGUUCUACACUAGUCACCGUACGAAGGGCACGUUUAGUAGAAGAUGGUUACCGGCAGUUGGCGGCGCUGCCUAGCCGCGCGUUGAAGGGCUGCGUGCGCGUGCGCUUCAUCAACGAGCAGGGGCUGGACGAGGCCGGCAUCGACCAGGACGGCGUGUUCAAAGAGUUCCUGGAGGAGACGAUAAAGCGCGUGUUCGACCCGUCUCUUAACCUGUUCCGCGCCACGAGCGAGGAGCGCCUGUACCCCGCGCCCACGUCCUGCCUGCAGGACAACCACCUGCAACUCUUCGAGUUCAUCGGCCGCAUGCUCGGCAAGGCCGUCUACGAGGGUAUCGUGGUGGACGUGCCAUUCGCGUCGUUCUUCCUGAGCCAAGUACUGGGGCAGACGCAGCAAGCGCUGUACAGUUGGAUCGACGAGCUGCCCUCACUCGAUCGCGACCUCUAUCGGAGUCUGACGUACAUUAAACACUUUCAGGGUGACAUAUCGUCGUUAGAGUUGACGUUCUCAGUGGACGAAGAAAGGCUAGGAGAAAUAGUAACACACGAAUUAGUGCCGGGGGGCAAGGCCAUCCCCGUCACCAACGAAAACAAAAUAAAUUAUAUCCACCUUAUGGCUCACUUCCGAAUGCACACGCAAAUAAAGGACCAAACCAACGCGUUUAUCAAAGGCUUUAGGACGAUUAUAAAUCCAGAAUGGUUAUCGUUAUUUUCUACUCCUGAGCUGCAACGGCUGAUCAGCGGCGACAACGUGCCGCUCGACCUGCGCGACUUACGACGCCACACGCAGUACUACGGCGGCUUCCACGACUCGCACCGCGUCGUGUGCUGGCUGUGGGACGUGUUACAGCGCGACUUCAGCGAGAAUGAACGCGCCAUGUUCCUCAAGUUUGUGACGUCGUGUUCUAAGCCUCCCGUGCUCGGAUUCGCGCACCUGAAGCCGCCGUUCUCGAUACGAUGCGUUGAAGUUGGCGACGACGAGGACACUGGCGACACUAUAGGUAGCGUAAUCCGUGGAUUCUUCACGAUCCGCAAAAAGGACCCGUUGAACAGACUGCCGACUUCUUCCACCUGCUUCAAUCUACUGAAGCUGCCCAACUACCAGAAGCGAAGCACGCUACGCGACAAGCUGCGGUAUGCCGUCAAUAGCAACACGGGCUUCGAACUCUCGUAGGCUCAAAUCUUUCAGCCACAGAUAACGAUGUACCGUUCCUGGGAACAUUGCCGAAAGUUUGAGAAAAUUAGUCCCGGCGACUAUAGGAAUAUUUAAAAAAAAAUUAAGUUAAAUUGGUAAGCUUCUUCAAGCACUGAAAUACGCGAUAUGGUCAUCAAUCGCGAUUCGAAUUGACGCGUGGACUCCGCUAGACAAAGUACACACAACUAGAACAUCAUAUUUUAACUUAUUGAACUGGAGAUCAGUCGAAUAAGAUUUUUAUAGUGCGGGCACUGAUUUUGACUUCAAAAAGUGGGUUAUGCAUCGACUUUACUUGACUAUAGUGUCAUAAUCUCCUUUUCGGAAGCAGUCGACUGAAUAAUAUUGAUUUCGAUGCUAUUUAAAGUAACACCCUUCUAGACAAAGUAGCGUAUAAAGAUUCAGUUUCAAAAAUCCCUUUGUGAAACAAUAAAUCCGUGUUAAUGUUACUUUGUCUGAAGGGGCAGUUCAUAGAUAGCUUGAACGAUGGAUUAAACGUGCCACAUUACAUUAUCAAAAGUUCUAGGUCAAAAAAACUACACAGUAAAAACAUCCUUUUAUAAAUAAUGUUGAUCUCUUAAGUUUUCACGCAAAAUUGUCUGUGUUAAUUAUAAGGUAUAUUAUAUCACCUCCCAAUAUGAGUAUACCUUUAAUAAAUCACCUGUGCCAUCGGAAUAUACUUUUGUGUACUCAAGAAUAUCAACGAAGACCACAAAAAUUCUGAUGACAUUAAAACUGAGACUAAUAAUUUGGCAUUAACUUUUAGAGCGCUUUCACAUUAGGGCGUUAGAAGCGCGACAACAGCGCGGCAGUGGCGUUUUUAUAAUGUGAAGGCAUGCAUCCGCUGUCACAUACUAUGAAAUUUUCGGCAGCGCGUCUGUCGCGCGUUUGUCGCGCUGCUAAAUCGCCUAAAUGUGAAAGCGCUCUUAAUCUCACUCCUAAAAUAAUGUGUGUGCGCUAGCCACACUACAUUCGUAGCAAGUCAACUUUGAAAUUUAAUUACGACAUAUUUAUGUAAAGAAUCAAUAGAGUACGGAUGAAAAGGGUAGAUUUGUUAUAUCUGCAGAGUCCAUUCCACAUAAGAAGUCCUAUGCCCUAUCUUUGCAAUAAUCAACACAGGUUUCAGUACAUUUUCACACUUUUAUAUUUUAUAUCCACUGGCUUCAUUUGUGUAAUGGGCUCUUUACGUGUACUAUAAUUAGCUAAUUAAAGAUAAAUUCUGUUAAAACGUUUUAGUAUCACAUCCAGAUAUAAAAUUUAUUUGCACCAUUAUUACUUAGUAAAUGUGUUGCUAUGUAAUGGGAUAUGAUAUGGCUUGAGUAGUUGUGUUAUAAUAAUACCAAUGCAAUCAAUACUGUACAUACUUGAACGCUCUGCGGUAUAUCGAGCUCGGCCAGUAACUUAGGAAUUAGAAAUAUUAUGUAUCUAUUAUACUGUUCGUUGUUGAAUGCGUUAAAUUGUAAAAUAUUACAAGUGAAACGCAAUUUUGUAUAACAAUGCACUGAUAUCAGAAACACAAUCUGAGAUUAAACUUAAUGCAAUAAUGUCAUAUAAAUAACUUGACUAUUUACUUUAUUAUACUUGUAUAAAUUCUUUUUGUAACUGCAGUAUGGAUUAAGUUUCUCGUUAAGGCCUAAAUAUCGAGCAUGACUGCUGGUAUGAAUAGAAUCAGGUUAAAACAAAAGCCUAAAAUAAUGAUACGAAUUAUCUAUUUUAUUCAGUAUCACAUAGAAGAACAACGCACACAUGGAAUAGGCUCUUGGCGUACUCAAACUCCUAUUGUGUAACGACACUCAAAUAUGAAUCUACAUACACUAGAAACAAGCUUGUGAUUGGUUCAAAUAUUGGCAUUCAACUAAUUACAGAUAUCGUUAGAUCUAAACUUGAAAUUGAACGGCGCUUUGAGCUUCAUUUCACAAUACCGGCAUCAAGUAUAAAUUUUAAAAUGACCACGCUCAUUUGGUUCCAACUAAGAAUACAUAAGCCUCUGAUUAAAUUCAAUCAUCUUAGUAUUUAGAAUCGACUUACGAGCGUUGAAUCAUCAAAUUAAUGUCAUUAAAACAAACCAAGUAACAACAGGCUGUUCUAUGUGUCCGUUAGUUGUAUGAAUAGAAGUAUGAUAAUGUUUAGAAUGUAUGCUGUGUACGUAUUACCUAUACAUUUUAAUAUUGGUAUCAAACGAAUCCCAAAUGAUUCGGUCCAGUCCAAUUUAUAAAUAGGUGUAUAUAGACAAUAAUGUGUUAGUUCGUUAUACGAAUAUUGAAUUUAUUUAUUUACGUACCCAUUUAUGUACAGUACAAACCUCUCGCUCUUGUUAUUUUCUUAAUAUUAUAUAGAGUAAUCAACUCUGAUAAAAUUCUUAGAAGUAGAUCAAAUCUUCAUGUUUUACAUAAUUAUUUUCUUAUGCCCUGCGAAUAAGUGUUAUAAUUUUAUUCUUGAGUUUACCAAACAAUUUUAUGGUCAUGGGAUAUCGUAAAUAUCACCUCUCGUCGUUGAGAAAAGCUAUUUUUUAUUUGUAUUUAUCAAUAAAUUUAAUAACAGCUGAAUCGUGUGUAUUAAACAUUUUAUCGGUGGGGAUUUUAAAUUGAUUUUAUUAGCUUUUUAGAGAACGUUUUUCUAUGUUGUUGAAGUGAAUUUAUUCCCAUGUCCACCAACAUCAAUAGGUUAUACUACUUUAUAUUUAUUUAAUAACUUAUCCCCUUACUAAUAAAAAGUUACAAAGUUGUUGAACACUGUUUUAAAAUGACAUUUCCAUACUAAACGUCACUUUAAAACACUGUUCAACGAGCGUGUAAGUUUUAUUAGCAAGGGGGUUAAAGAUUAAGCACCGACUUCACAUGAAAACCUAUUUUCUUUCUGUUGCAAUCCUGAUAUAGUUUAAUAACAAAUAUUUUAUUCACAAAGUCGAUUUAUAUUUAAUUUUGUUACUAUUUAGUGCAAUUUCUUUUAUGCCAUAUAAUGUCAUCCAUCAUUGUAACAUAAUCAGGUUUCAUACUACAUAAACUCGAACAAAGAUAGUAUUUUGUAGUAGUGUUUCCGUUUUGAUUAACUUUUAAGUAUUUACUAUUAAAUUAUACUUACUUACAUAUAAACAUGGAUCAUUGUGAGGAAUAUUUUGUACUAGCCACGUAAAUAUGUUGUAUAACACAAUGUGAUUCUCUGUGAUAAAAUAAUUGAUAUUUAUUAA
Molecule: messenger RNA, 6880 nt
Organism: Ostrinia nubilalis (European corn borer)
Lineage: Eukaryota; Metazoa; Arthropoda; Insecta; Lepidoptera; Crambidae
Product: ubiquitin-protein ligase E3B
Exons: 22
Coding region: 250-3675 (1141 amino acids)
Biological process (GO): ubiquitin-dependent protein catabolic process; protein polyubiquitination
Molecular function (GO): ubiquitin protein ligase activity; protein binding
Source: RefSeq, a predicted model, not a curated record